Amphibalanus amphitrite is the source of this 1548-nucleotide messenger RNA. RefSeq lists its product as uncharacterized. The transcript is spliced from 3 exons. The record is from RefSeq and is a predicted model, not a curated record. The coding region runs from base 373 to 1548 and encodes 391 amino acids. NCBI's taxonomy places the organism in Eukaryota, Metazoa, Arthropoda, Thecostraca, Balanomorpha, Balanidae.
CGCCAGAAAGGCAACGGCGAUAUGUACGGCGGAAGUACUGUGGUCUUUUUGUAUCAUGCUUAAAAUUCGGGACGCGAUUUAUUUGAAUAAUCGUUUAACCAGGCAUAGUUAAUUUGAAAUUUGAACAUGUCAUGAUCUCAUAUCUUAUUUAUGUUUAUCCUUGAUUUCUUUUUAUCUUGAUAGUUGGUAAUUUGUAUUUAUCAUGAUUAUGACCAGGACUACGCGCACCGUAGAUGAAAUUUGUACUGAAAAUUGAACGCAAAUUAUACAUCACGGUGCCAAUGUUCGUUUACGUUACAUUUCAUCUACGAGCGUUAACGUAACUCAAGACAAUUUGAUAUACAUAGAAUCUCAUUUACGGAAAUUUAGCAUAUGGAAAAAAUAGAAAACGAAAUCAAGAAAAUGAAUCAAGACGGGGAAGAAACACUCGAAACGAUCAAGCGGCUUCGAACGAAUACAAGGCGUAAGUUUACCCGUAAAUGCAAUGCAUUUAUGGAGUUAAGUCGUAAUGACGAACACCUUUUAGUUUUGAAGGAAAAAUUCGAGGAUAUCAGAGAAGCACAUAAGGAAAUUGACAAAAUCAGCGAUCGGUUGCUCACUGUUAUAAAUAGAACCGCUUCUCACGUAGUGAUGAAUUCCCUACUAGACGAAUGUGAUGCCUUUAUGAAAGAGGUCGAUUCAACGCUGGAUUCUAUCAGGGCUACAUAUGCCCGUCACAUGCCCGAAAAUGUUCCUAAACGAUCAGAAGUACACGUUAAGCCUCUAGAUACUCCUCGGUUCUCGGGAAACAUUCGCGAAUACUCCAGUUUUCGGCAAGACUUCAAUCGUUUAAUGACAAAACAGUAUGGAAAAGACGCAUAUGCUCUGCGCUCUUGUUUGACCGGUCCUGCACUAGAAACAGUUAAGGGGGUCGAAGACAAUUUUGACGAGAUGUUUUAUCGCUUAGACAGGACCUUCGGUGAUCCUAGAAAAUUUGUUGAUGCAAUUAUCCAAGAACUAAAAUCCCUCAGAACUGUCCCUGAGGGAGACAGUAAAAAAUUCAUUGCCAUGGUCGAUACAAUAGAACGUUGUUGGCUAGACUUGAAGAAAAUGGACCUUGCAGAGGAAAUGGAUACAGUUGCUAUGAUUAGCAUGGUAGAGCGAUUGUUACCACCUACACAAAAACGAGAGUGGAUCUUGAGGGUGGAUUCAAAGGGCAGGGUGUCAAAGAACAUGUUUGAAGAUUUUUUACAGUACAUUCUUCAGGAAAAACGUGUAAUUGAAUAUAUGGAACACGAUGUGCGAAUGCUGGGCAAAAAUCGAAAUGUAAAUCAAACUAUCAUCGGUACUCUGACCGAAUCUGUCGACGAACAAAGGAACCAUAUGGAGAAAAUGUGCUCUCCAGAAGAGAACCAAACCUUAAGUCAAAGACAAUUUCUUGACGAGAUAGAAAAGGUUACGAAUCGUUUAGAACAUAUUGCUCAAGUCUCCAAUGUUUAUGGCGCUAAUCGUCCGGACUAUAACAAAAUGCAUCGCACGGGAUCAAAUUUCCGAUGGAAUUUGCCGUAG